This is a messenger RNA of Effrenium voratum, 1797 nucleotides long. The record is from the annotation of a GenBank genome assembly. NCBI's taxonomy places the organism in Eukaryota, Dinophyceae, Suessiales, Symbiodiniaceae.
UCGCACACACCAGCAGCAGUCCAUGCCAGACUGCCCGCGCAAUGUGCCAUGACCUCCUUGUAUCCCCAGGCAUCGUUGACCCCUCUGCUGCCAGGGCCGCAGGCGGUAGGUACCCAGAAGGCGCAGGAGCAAGAAUGCGCUCGGCGCCGGGUGCUGCUCUCCUGUCACGUGCAAGACCUUCUGAGCGCCAGCACGGAGACUGGGCCCACGGCUCGGGCUUUGGUCAUUGAGAAGGGGCCCGCGGUUCCUGAGCCUUUGGCACCUGGGCUGCUGGACGAGCAGCAGCUGCAGCGGAGCCGUCUGCCGGAGCGAGCGACCCGGGACCCCGCCGAGCGCAAGGCCAGCUUGAGGAGGGUGGUGCCGCACACCUGGGACCCUUGGCCGACUCCGGAGCCCUCCUUGGCGCAGCAGCCGCUGCUGAUGCUUGGGGACCACCAGGACAGUUUGGGCGCUCAGCGAGUUCUGCUGUGGGACGAGACCCGGCGCUGCUUCGCGGCCCAUUGGCCAGCGCUGCUGCCUGCGGACUUCUGCAGCCACAGUUUCGAGGCCUUGAUGGCCCACGGGCCUUGGGAGCCGCUCCACAGCAAGAAAGGCCAAGUGACCCGCGAGACCUGCUGGUACGUGCGAGGCGGCUGCCGCUGCGAUUACACCUACGGCAUUGCGCGCGUGCGGGCCAAGCGCAAGCAAACCAGCGCUUUCCGGGCAGCGAUGGAGAUGCUCUUGACGGAGGUCAUGGGCCGCAUGUGUCCCUGGCUGCCUAAAGAGGCAUGGCCGAACUGCGCCAAUCUGAACCUCUACACGGAGGCCUAUCAGUCUGUUGGUUGGCAUGCAGACGACGAGUCGCUGUUUUUGGGUCGGGACAAAGACUGCCCCAUCAUCUCGGUGUCCCUUGGCGCCAGACGCGAGUUUUGGCUGGGCCUGCGGCACGAGGGCUGCUGCAUGGACCCGCAGCUGAAGAGCAUCCUGGAGGUGGACCUCUGCAACGGGGACAUCCUCACCAUGGAGGGGCUGUGCCAAAAGCAUUGCGUGCACUUCGUCCCUUGCGAUGUCCGCAACGUCGCAGCGGAAGCCCAUCGUGCUCGGAUCAACGUCACCUGGCGAUGGAUCCGGGACCACAAGCAGCGGUGCCCAAAACGUCUGGAAAACAGCGCAGAGUUCUUUUUCGAGACCCAUGGUUCACCGCGGCCUGCGCGAAACCUCUCCGUUGCCACCUGGGCAGGACAGCGCGCCCUGGCCUGGCGGACCUGUGACGAGUGCGACCACGACGCCUGGCGGGGCGGCCGGAACUGCGUGCGCCACCAGAAGCAGUGGCUUUGCCGCCUCUGCUUCGAGCACAUGCUCUCUGGCGCCCCGCCGCAACUGCGAUUGCAUGCGCGGGAAAGAGGCCCCAGGCGGCCGGGGCAGAGAGUCGUCGAAGCGCGCGCGGCGGCGGAGGCAGAGGCGGAGGCGAAUCCUGGGCUUCCGGUGUGGUUGGACGGCCGAGUUUCAGCCGCACACCUUCCGGCCGCUCCGCAGGUGAGCCUUCCAAUGCAGCCAAUGCAGAUGCAGGAGCAGCUUUGCAUGAUGCAGCAGGUGCUGGCGCAGCUGGAGGGAGGCUACAGGCCAGCGUGCCCGGCGUCGCUGUACAAGGUGCAUCCGAUGGGCCCGGGAUCUUCGGAGACCAAAGUGUCCUACUAUCCCGACCGCUGAGUGUUCCGGCGCUCUCCGCUCCGCAGAUCUCGCCUGGCGAGAACCUUCAGCACUUGGCCGCGAAACGCGCCGAGUCGUUUCCGUUUCCCAGGCCGAGAAAAUGGUGGG